Molecule: messenger RNA, 1716 nt
Organism: Puccinia triticina
Lineage: Eukaryota; Fungi; Basidiomycota; Pucciniomycetes; Pucciniales; Pucciniaceae
Exons: 3
Coding region: 1-1716 (571 amino acids)
Biological process (GO): regulation of transcription by RNA polymerase II
Molecular function (GO): DNA-binding transcription factor activity, RNA polymerase II-specific; RNA polymerase II cis-regulatory region sequence-specific DNA binding
Source: RefSeq, a predicted model, not a curated record
AUGGACUCGAUCAACGAAUGGCUCAACCUCGACCAGGCAGACGAGGAGAUCGGAGGACUGCUCAGCAACGACUUCGACAGCCAGCGAUUCGCAUUCGAACCCCUCCACUUCACACUCGACCAGACCCAACAACAGCAGCAGCAACUCAUCAACAACAACCAGCCCAUCCUCUCGCUCGACCCUUCAACCAUCCUCAGCUACCCCCCCUCAUCCUCAGCCUCACUCUCCGAUGACUCCGAACACUCAGCAGCCACCAAGACCACGCCAAGCCACUUCGCCCUGCCCUUCGAACGACCAGCCGAUCACUUCCCCACCUACGCCUUGGAUCCAGCCCUGCUCUCGGCUUCCAUCCCGCCCCAUCAUCCAUCCAACAACAACAACAACAACAACAGCAGCAGCAGUUCUGCUUCGACCACCCCCCAGAUCAACCCCCUGAGCACCAAACACCCCGAGCUCAAAAUCACCCUCCCUCGACGAUCCCCCUCAUCGUUCAAGAAGGAGGACGACCAACGCUCCCCGAUCCUCAGAGCCACACAUUCCCGCUCGUCCUCUGCGAUCACCUUCGGCCAACAACCCACACCCGCCUCCCCCGCCCCCAGCGCCCACAAACGCACGCUCUCCCACUCCCAUCCGCUCGUCAAUGUGCCCGAGUGGGAGGACAAGCCGAGUGCGGAGGAGUACAAGAUGCUGAGCAGCAAGGAGAAACGCCAGCUGCGCAACAAGAUCAGUGCUCGCAACUUCCGCCACCGUCGGAAACAGCACAUCUCCGCCCUCGAGCAGCAGGUCGCCCAGCGCGACCAGACCAUCGAGGCCCUCUACAACGACCUCGGCGCAGCCCAGAACGAGAACAAGGAACUCAAGUCCCAGGUCGAACAGCUCAAACAGAAGUGGUCCGAUCUGAUGAAGAAGAUCGAGGAGAUGUCCCUCGGCUCCAUCUCCCCCACCACCCUGCCCAACAACAACAACAACAACAACUCGACUGGAUCGAACGCCUCCGCUGGCCAAUCGACCAGCGCCUUGCCCGCCUCGCCCCGCUUGAGAUCCGCUAAGACGAAUGCGAUGAUCCCGCUGCCCAACUUACACAAGGACCUUGGCAGCCACACCCGCAAGCCGUUCAACGGCGUCGGCGGGAUGACCGGCGGCGGCAACGUCGGCGUCCACACCACGCUCAUCCCCGACGUCUCCGUCGACGUGUACAAGGGCCUACUUGGCUCUGGACGCACCUUGUUCAACAACCACGACGACGACGAGCAGGAGGAGCCAGGGAAGUCGCCCCAAGCGCUGCUCGAGCAGAAGCUCGAGCACGCCACCCCAGCCAAGCGCGCCGUGCUUGGUCCCGGCUGGAAGCUGUUCCCGAGCGUCCCGGCUGAGCUAGCCUUGGAAGAGAAGGCGGGUGGUGGCCGGCGGGGACCGGUGGACGAGGGCAGGGAGAGCGGCUCUGAAGACGGGCUGCUGGCCGGGCGGCUCUGGUGGAUGGUCUGCGCCGCCUUGGCGCCCGACCCUCCCAGCCUCGAUAGCCCCCUCCAUCGCCAGCCCUCCGAUAUGCUCAUCGAUCCCCGGAAACUCGCCGCCUGUCUCGACGGCCGACUCGUCCUCAAACUCGUCGAACCUGCGCCGCCUCCGUACCCCUCUUCCCCUUCUCCCCCGGCCAUCGACUCCCAAGCCGAUCCCCUCGUCGACCUCGUCGUCCCCAGACUCGCUGGCUGUCGCAUCUGA